This is a messenger RNA of Psammomys obesus (fat sand rat), 1866 nucleotides long. Its product is annotated as betaine--homocysteine S-methyltransferase 1. Lineage: Eukaryota; Metazoa; Chordata; Mammalia; Rodentia; Muridae. The transcript is spliced from 8 exons. Bases 75 to 1298 code for a protein of 407 amino acids. Gene Ontology annotation, molecular function: zinc ion binding; betaine-homocysteine S-methyltransferase activity. The record is from RefSeq and is a predicted model, not a curated record.
CCCAGCAGCACAGACUUUGUGGGAACAGCUCCCUUCCUGUCCUCAGCUGUGUUCAGCGCCAGUACACCAGAAGGAUGGCACCAGUUGCCGGCAAGAAGGCCAAGAAGGGGAUCCUAGAACGUUUAAAUGCUGGAGAAGUCGUGAUUGGAGAUGGAGGAUUUGUUUUUGCUCUGGAGAAGAGGGGCUAUGUAAAGGCUGGACCUUGGACUCCUGAAGCUGCUGUGGAGCACCCUGAGGCAGUUCGCCAGCUUCACCGGGAGUUCCUGAGAGCUGGCUCAAACGUCAUGCAGACCUUCACUUUCUAUGCCAGUGAAGACAAACUGGAGAAUAGAGGAAACUACGUGGCAGCGAAGAUAUCUGGGCAGAAGGUCAAUGAAGCAGCUUGUGACAUCGCACGGCAAGUGGCUGAUGAAGGAGAUGCUUUGGUUGCAGGAGGUGUGAGCCAGACACCUUCAUACCUCAGUUGCAAGAGUGAAAUGGAUGUUAAAAAGAUAUUUCACCAACAGCUAGAGAUCUUCAUGAAGAAGAAUGUGGACUUCCUUAUUGCAGAGUAUUUUGAACAUGUUGAAGAAGCUGUGUGGGCAGUGGAAGCCUUAAAAGCGUCUGGUAAACCUGUAGCAGCUACCAUGUGCAUUGGUCCCGAAGGAGAUCUGCAUGGCGUGUCUCCUGGAGAGUGUGCGGUGCGUCUGGUGAAAGCAGGUGCCUCCAUUGUCGGGGUGAACUGCCACUUCGACCCCACCACCAGCUUACAAGCUGUGAAGCUCAUGAAGGAGGGUUUGGAGGCUGCUGGGUUGAAAGCUUACCUGAUGUGCCAGCCCUUGGCCUACCACACCCCUGACUGUGGCAAACAGGGAUUUAUUGAUCUCCCAGAAUUCCCCUUUGGGUUGGAACCCCGAGUUGCGACCAGAUGGGAUAUUCAAAAAUACGCCAGGGAGGCCUACAACCUGGGGGUCAGGUUCAUUGGCGGCUGCUGCGGAUUUGAGCCUUACCACAUCAGGGCGAUUGCAGAGGAGCUGGCCCCAGAAAGGGGAUUUUUGCCACCAGCUUCAGAAAAACAUGGCAGCUGGGGAAGUGGUUUGGACAUGCACACCAAACCCUGGAUCAGAGCCAGGGCCAGAAAGGAAUACUGGCAGAAUCUUCGGAUAGCUUCUGGCAGGCCAUACAACCCCUCAAUGUCCAAGCCAGAUGCCUGGGGAGUGACCAAAGGGACAGCCGAGCUGAUGCAGCAGAAGGAAGCCACUACUGAUCAGCAGUUGAGGGAGCUCUUUGAGAAACAAAAGUUCAAAUCUGCACAGUAGCCACAGGGCAACCAUUUGGGGUGGGCCACAAUGUGCACACAGAAAAAAAAGGUACCUAAAACUCAAUGCUUGUGUUAAUAUUAAUCUACACCUAUGGCUAGCAGUUAGGUAGACAGAAUAGAAUCACAAAUAUCAUUUUACAGUUAUAAAAGUAUGUUUUAGAUAUUUACUUAGAAGCAAAGAAAAGAAAAAUCCAUAAUAAAUACUAAACAGAUUUUCUAAGUACGUGGCAUGUAACAGGCAUUACAGAAAUCACUGCAGCAAAGCAAAAGUCACUCAGAUGUUAAUCCCACUUCAGGUAGGAGGAUGGGACAUAAGCCACCAUAAGUGACAUGGUAACUACUCAGGGACCAUAUUAUAAAUGACACAGCAACCCAUUUUAUCUGAGGUGCUUCUGGCAGUGAUCGCCAAGAUCUUUUGAGCAUGACCUUUAGAGAGAAACAUUGUCAGUAACAGCUCUGUAAAACUUAACAUAUAGCCACAAAGAAGAAACAAAUUAUUCAUUUUGGAAUUUUUGAUUGUAUCUCUUUCCAUUCCAUUUCAUUAAUAAAAACAUGUUGAUUGAAAA